Molecule: messenger RNA, 1553 nt
Organism: Gadus morhua (Atlantic cod)
Lineage: Eukaryota; Metazoa; Chordata; Actinopteri; Gadiformes; Gadidae
Product: collagen alpha-1(XXIII) chain-like
Exons: 6
Coding region: 1-741 (246 amino acids)
Cellular component (GO): extracellular matrix
Source: RefSeq, a predicted model, not a curated record
AUGACGAGUUCGACAUUACCACUGUUAAGGCCCUACGAUAAGAAGUCAGUGAACCAGCAGCCAAAGAUUACAAAGAGGGGGGCUGCGGGGGUUCCUGGUGCCAGGGGGGCCGAGGGGAGGACGGGUGCAGACGGGCACCCAGGACACGAGGGCAUCCGGGGCGUCCCGGGGCAGGACGGGUCGCCAGGGCAACCAGGAGUCAACGGCUACCCGGGGACUCCAGGAAAGGGACCAUCAGAUGAGCAGUUAAUGAAGCUCUGCGCCAACGUGAUCCAAGCUCAGUUCUCUCAGCUCCUCCAGCUGGUCACUCCGUCCGGAGGUUGUCAGUGUGAAGGUUCUGCCGGACCCCCGGGAACGCCGGGGGCCCCCGGCCUGGAGGGGGGGCGCGGACCCCAAGGGCACCCGGGCCAGGACGGGCCCCGGGGCCACUCGGGGAUGCCAGGGCAUCGGGGCCCCCGAGGAUCUAAAGGCGGCGCUGGACCAAUCGGGAUGAAGGGCGCCAGAGGAGAGGGGAGUGUUGGACCGCCGGGAGAGAUGGGACCUGCAGGUGUCCAGGGGCCGCGGGGCCAGGACGGCGUGGGGUCCCGGGGGCCACCAGGGGAGCCCGGGAAGCCUGGAGGCCACGGCGUCCCCGGGAAGAGGGGCCCGCCGGGGGCCCAGGGAGGCUGCGACAUGGCCUCCUGCUACCAGGCCUACAGCCAGCUGCGGCAGGAGCACUACGGCAAGGGGCCGUACCACUAGCGUGGUCCCCCCACCCCCCCCCCCCUCAAACAAUUAACAUCUCCGCAAAGCCUUUGUCCUAAGAGGGGGUUACCAGAUCCUUAUGAGACACGCUGCUCAAGUCAAUCAAGUCCCUCUUAAUUGCAUCGCGGCGCUGUGUCAUAAGAUGUGGGGCCCUUUGAAGCCCACCUGGGUGGGCUUCAAAGGGCCCCACAUCUUAUGACAGUGCCCAUCGCUACAACCACCUGCAGGGCAAGGGAGAGCUCCCCAUGACCCCGGGGAAGAACAGAUGAGCUGUGUGUGUGGAGAGAAGCGCACCAGGGCAGGGCUUUAGCAGGUUCAGCAGCAGUCCGUCCUCAAGGUCAGUGGUUCCCAAACCACUCACCCCUGAAAUGAUUUAGGGCCAAAAAAAACCUUGUCUCAACCGACCUACACUCAGGACGUUCACACACACACACACACACACACACACACACACACACACACGCACACACGCAUACAUUAUUGUGUCUCAUUGUGUCUUUUUGGUGGUCCUUGUUUUACCACCGAGCACAAGCCAGCGCUCGGUGUUCUUGACUCUGAUGAUGCAGAGAGAGACGCAAUAGGGAAGGACGGAGAUAUUCCUGUUAGAAGGGCUCAUUUCUUGAACCUUUAAACUCUUUGUGUCGUGCAUGUUGGUGCUAAGAUUCUUGAUACCUCACUGUUUUCUUCUGCUUUUUUGUCCUUUUUUUGGGCAUGAAGCUAUGAUUAGCUUAUAACUGUUAACGAGGUUACAAAUCUGGUGCGUGUGUGUGCGUGUGCGUGUGUGUGCGUGCGUGCGUGCGUGCGUGCGU